CCUUUAACAAGGUGGCACUGUUGUUGAGCUGCUGGGCUAGAGACGGCACAGCCUCAAAGGACGGGAGGCUUUUCCCUUCUAACAGAGAUGACUGUGAGCUGCCGUUGCCCCUGUAGACACAGGAGAUAGGAUCCAUUGGCUUCUUCUCACUGCUACCACUGCUACCGUUAGUGUCAUAAGCCGGUGUAGCCUGCGCUGCUGUUGCUGCCUGUACCACUCCACCGCUGUCGCUGCUGCUCUCCCUGCCUCUGAUCCUUGUGGGCAGAGUGGGAUGGAAGCCCUCGCUGGAAGCCUGUUCAUGGAAAUGCUCUUUGCCGUUGUUUGCGCUGUAGCUCCGUGCUGGUGACAACAUGCCGUUAAAAUGGAAAAGCGGUUCUCCUGUCAGCUGGAAAUUCCCAGUGCAAGUUCUUAAGACAUCCAGGUCCUCACCGCUCUCUCCUGCCUACAUAUCCCUCGUGGAGGACGACGACCCUCACAUGAAAGUGUCGCUGGGGUGUGGUGACAUGGGCAUCUCUGCCCACCUACAGGCUUCCAAAACAGGAAACACUCGCUUCUUCACAAGCAACACACACAGCUCAGUGGUCCUUCAGGGAUUUGACCAGCUGAGGAUAGAGGGAUUACUGUGUGAUGUCACGCUGGUGGCGGGGGACGGAGACGAAGCCUUCCCAGUGCACCGCGCCAUGAUGGCCUCCUCCAGCGACUACUUCAAAGCCAUGUUCACAGGUGGAAUGAAGGAACAGGAUUUGAUGUGUAUCAAGCUUCAUGGUGUCAACCGAAUAGGCCUGAAGAAGAUCAUAGACUUCAUCUACACGGCCAAGCUGUCUCUUAACAUGGAGAACCUGCAGGACACACUGGAGGCAGCCAGCUUCCUCCAGAUCCUCCCGGUGCUAGACUUCUGCAAGGUCUUUCUCAUAUCUGGGGUGUCCCUGGAUAACUGUGUGGAGGUGGGGCGCAUCGCUAACACAUACAACCUCACGGAGGUAGACAAAUACGUUAACAACUUCAUCCUCAAGAACUUCCCCUCGCUGCUGGGCACGGGGGACUUUGUCAAGCUGCCCUUUGAGCGGCUGGCCUUCGUUCUGUCCAGUAACAGUCUGAAGCACUGCAGCGAGCUGGACCUGUUCAAGGCUGCAUGCCGCUGGCUCCGCUAUGAGGACGGACGCAUGGACCACGCCCCCAAGCUCAUGAAGAACAUCCGCUUCCCCCUCAUGAACCCCCAGGAGCUCAUCAACCACGUGCAGACUGUGGACUUUAUGCGCACAGACAACACCUGCGUCAACCUCCUCCUGGAGGCCAGCAACUACCAGAUGAUGCCCUACAUGCAGCCGGUCAUGCAGUCAGAGAGGACGGCCAUCCGCUCAGACAGCGGCCACCUGGUCACCCUGGGCGGCGUCCUGCGCCAGCAGCUGGUGGUCAGUAAGGAGCUGCGUCUCUUUGACGAGAAGGCCCACGAGUGGAAGGCGCUGGCGCCCAUGGAUGCCCCCCGUUACCAGCACGGCAUCGCCGUCAUCGGCAACUUCCUCUUCGUGGUGGGAGGCCAGAGCAACUACGACACCAAAGGCAAGACUGCGGUGGACACGGUGUUCCGGUACGACCCGCGCUACAACAAGUGGAUGCAGGUGGCGUGCCUUAACGAGAAACGCACCUUCUUCCACCUCAGCGCUCUCAAGGGACACCUCUACGCCGUGGGCGGCCGCAACGCAGCCGGAGAGCUGGCCACGGUGGAGUGCUACAACCCCAGGACAAACGAGUGGACGUACGUCGCCAAAAUGAACGAGCCACACUACGGCCACGCAGGGACGGUGUACGGCGGUUACAUGUAUAUUUCAGGGGGAAUCACUCACGACACAUUUCAGAAAGAGCUGAUGUGCUUUGACCCAGAUGCAGACAAAUGGACUCAGAAAGCGCCCAUGACCACGGUGCGUGGCCUGCACUGUAUGUGCACGGUGGGCGACCGCCUCUACGUCAUUGGGGGGAAUCACUUCCGGGGCACCAGCGACUACGAUGACGUGUUAAGCUGUGAGUACUACUCCCCGGCCCUGGACCUGUGGACGCCCAUCGCCGCCAUGCUGCGGGGCCAGAGCGACGUGGGUGUGGCCGUGUUCGAGAACAAGAUCUACGUGGUGGGUGGCUACUCAUGGAACAACCGCUGUAUGGUGGAGAUAGUGCAGAAGUACGACCCGGAGAAGGACGAGUGGCACAAAGUGUUUGACCUGCCUGAGUCGCUGGGCGGGAUCAGAGCCUGCACACUGACCGUGUUUCCUCCAGAGGACUUGAUGGGCUCCCCCUCCAGAGAGUCACCCCUCUCAGCACCUUGAAGAACAGGGGGGGGAGCCCACCCCGCUCCUCUCACACCCCCACAACCCCCAACACCCUAUAGACAUUGUUUGCACUUCUUCUUUGGACUACAUCUGUACUGCAUCCCGAUACACCCCUUCCUCCCUAGUGAUGAAAUCUACAUCCCGAUACACCCCUUCCUCCCCCAAAGCUGUGCAGAACCCCCCUCCCUAGUGAUGAAAUCUACAUACCGAUAUGGUUUGGCAACCUAAUUACAUGUUAAUGUUACAUAUUCGGUAUAUUUUGGCAGGAAAUACCUUGACUUGAAGAGUGACUUUGCAAUUCAACUUUUCUACCUGAUGUCUUUGAAGUUUUAUUACAUCCUUUUUCUUUAGACGUUUUAGCGGGUAAAAACCAUGCUGUUGGUUACCAUACUGACUCUGUUUUAGUCUGCCAAGUUAGGGCCAGUUGACACCCAGCGCAGCAGGAUAGGGGCAGCUGAGCUCCACACAGAGAGAGUUUUAAACUCAGGGGUCGGCCCACCCCCCCCCUCCCUCUUUCAGUUUCAGUUCUUUCCUGCUAUUGCUAUGAAACCGUUAACAAAAUUGUGUUUUCUAAAUUUAAUAAACAAGAUUUUGAAAAAAGAAUGGUGUCUCCCCAAAGUAUCUUGCCAUUUACUUAGGCACAUGGUUUGCGCGUUCUCUUUUUUUAUUGAGCUUAACAUCAACUAUCUGUUUUAGAACCUCCUGGAAAGUGUAUUUUCCCCAUUAAAAACACUGACGCGUU
Messenger RNA from Oncorhynchus tshawytscha (Chinook salmon), 3063 nucleotides. Its product is annotated as kelch-like protein 13. Gene Ontology annotation, biological process: protein ubiquitination; regulation of cytokinesis. Gene Ontology annotation, molecular function: cullin family protein binding; ubiquitin-protein transferase activity. Lineage: Eukaryota; Metazoa; Chordata; Actinopteri; Salmoniformes; Salmonidae. The record is from RefSeq and is a predicted model, not a curated record. Gene Ontology annotation, cellular component: Cul3-RING ubiquitin ligase complex. The coding region runs from base 351 to 2318 and encodes 655 amino acids. The transcript has 7 exons.